This is a messenger RNA of Coprinopsis cinerea okayama7#130, 1491 nucleotides long. RefSeq names its product xylanase. Gene Ontology annotation, biological process: sphingolipid metabolic process. The record is from RefSeq and is a predicted model, not a curated record. Gene Ontology annotation, molecular function: glucosylceramidase activity. The transcript has 3 exons. The coding region runs from base 1 to 1491 and encodes 496 amino acids. NCBI's taxonomy places the organism in Eukaryota, Fungi, Basidiomycota, Agaricomycetes, Agaricales, Psathyrellaceae.
AUGCGCGCACUCGGUAGCACAGCGAUCUUCCUCUUCUCCCUCCUCUCCUCAACGCUCGCGCAAACACAGAUCACCGUCAACGCCACCUCUCUCCUCCAGGAAAUCGACGGCUUCGGUGUAUCCCAGGCCUUCACGCGCGCCAAAGAGUUUUACGAGGCCGCUGAAGGCCCUCGGCAGCGCGGUCUCGACUAUCUCUUCAACACCGAGACGGGCGCUGGUCUCACCAUCAUCCGUAACCGCAUUGGUUCCACCGCCAACGAUAGUAUCCUCCCCAGAAGCCCUGGAUCGCCGAACGGCACGCCCAACUACGUCUGGGAUGGAGGCGACUCGAGCGACUCGUACCAGGUGUGGUUCUCGAAGCAGGCUAUGAAGUAUGGCGUCAAGACGAUCUACGGCAACGCUUGGAGCGCACCCGGGUAUAUGAAGACCAACAACAACGAAGCCAAUGGUGGUUGGCUGUGUGGCGUCACUGGUCGUAGCUGCCAGUCUGGCGACUGGAGGCAGGCGUACGCCAAUCUGAUCGUCCAGUAUGUCAAGUUUUACGCGCAGGAAGGGAUCCCUGUCACCCACGUCGGGUUCUUGAACGAGCCUGACUAUGUGUACGUCUUUUCUCUUAUUCUCGAGUCAGAUGGCAACCAAGCUGCUUCGUUCAUCCCCAUCCUCCACAAAGCCCUCGCCGAUGCUGACCUAGGCCACGUCGGCAUCACCUGCUGCGACUCCAUCGGCUGGCCCGGACAGCGCACGAUGACCUCUCAGCUCGUCGCCCAAGGCAUGGAGCGCUACCUCUCCACGAUCACCUCGCACAUGUACACCGGGGACCCCAACUCGCCUAUGAACACGCGGCUCAAGACCUGGCAGACCGAGGGGUGCGACCUGCAGUCCCGGUGGUGCACCACGUGGUACGCCAACGGCGGGCUCUGCGAGGGCAUGACCUGGGCGAACAAACUCCACACUGGGAUGGUCAACGCGAAUUUGUCGGCGUAUAUCUACUGGCAGGGGUUUGAAGUCAACCAGUUCCAGGCGGCGUCGUACCUCGUCGCGAGCGAUAACAGGGACGUCUUCCCCUCCGGCCGACUCUGGGCGUUUGCGCAGUGGUCCCGCUUCGUCCGCCCGGGCGCACGGCGCGUCGCAACCUCAGGCUCGGUCGGCAACGUCGGUAUCGGCGCGUUCAAGAAUACCGACGAGUCCAUCGCGAUCGUGUUCACGAGCAACAAUGGUGGUACGCAGAACGUGCGUGUGGCGUUCCAGAGUUAUACUGCGACGUCGGCUGUGGCGUUUGUGACGGACAACUCGAGGGCUGUUGCGCCGCUGAAUGUGACGCUGUCGGGUGGGCAGGUGACUGUUGCUGUUCCGCCGCGGUCGGUGGUGACGGUGCAUAUUAACAAGGUCGCUGGGCCUGCGCCGAAUCCUAAUCCGGAGCCUACGACCCCGACGCUGCCGCCGACGACUACGCCGCCUGCUCCUACCCAGUCGACUUGCACGUGUAUCUAG